Molecule: messenger RNA, 3157 nt
Organism: Symsagittifera roscoffensis
Lineage: Eukaryota; Metazoa; Xenacoelomorpha; Acoela; Convolutidae
Product: synaptotagmin-7-like
Exons: 13
Coding region: 542-2359 (605 amino acids)
Biological process (GO): regulation of calcium ion-dependent exocytosis; cellular response to calcium ion; regulation of dopamine secretion
Cellular component (GO): plasma membrane; exocytic vesicle
Molecular function (GO): calcium ion binding; SNARE binding; calcium-dependent phospholipid binding
Source: RefSeq, a predicted model, not a curated record
ACUACGCGAACACGGAAGAGGGCAUUUAUAGCCUGAAUAAGCAUUGUUAAUAGUAUCUAUAAAAAUACUAUUUAUAAAGCGUGACGCAAGCAGCAACAAUCAACAAUCCUCAUCUUCUUCCUACUCAGUAGGGCCGCUCACUCGCUUCUUUCUCCCUGGUCUCACCUCCCCCUCGACGCCCACCCCGACCCCCACCCUCUUCGACAGAACCGCCGCCACUGCUAACACACUCCCAGACACCAUAACAGCUACACUAUCUGCACCUGCGACAUCACGUGGUAAUAGUUUGGGGGGACAUACCAGUGGUAAGAAGGGGAGAAGCCACAGCAGCACUGUUGUUCAGUCGCAGCAGCAGCAGGAAAACACAGGAGGGGUGGACAUCUCGAUAUACAGACGCGAGGUUGUGAAGCAGCGCAGAGGGGCCAUAGACAGUGAGGCGACAGCAGACGAGUUGAGUGACCCCCAGCACCCCCACACUUAUCAUCAUAAUCUUCCUCAUCACGUGGCCUGCAGGGGUCUGGGACAGGCAGGCAGGGCCUCCAUGGACUCUAGCAACAGGGUUCGCUUCCACCGCAGGUCCAGAAAAGGAGACAAAUCUUACCAUUCAGUCCUGCAGCAUAUCAAGACUCUCAAAUCAGCCCGGUCAGGACUCAAGGGCAAAGACAGCAAUCUGUCACCCGCCAGUUCCAAGACUGAUCUCACUGGUAGCAAUCAAAAUCGCCAGGAACCUACAACGUCUAGUGGGAACCCUGGAAACCCCCAGAUGCGCACGGUAUGUUCCUCCGGAACGCUCGGCGCCCGAAACGAAAACACUUCUCCGGAACAAGUAGACUCGGGUCCUCAAACAGACAAGGAAGGGGCGAUAGUUGGAAGUUUUCAGACACCUGAAGGGCAGCGGAGAGUGCAGUUACCCGACAUCAUGAUCAGCAGACACCAAUCCAAGAAGAAAAAACGCUCCAAAAAGACUAGUUUUGUGCGACAAAUGCAGUAUCACUACCACCAACACGCACACGCCUACUCGGCCCACGCCAGGGCAUCCAGAGACGGCUCCAUCAGCUCCAGCAGUCCCCCCAUCAACAUGUACAUGCGCAGACGGUCCCUUGCCGACACUCUCAAAGGUCGGAACUACAUGCAACGGAGGUCAAGCAGGUUCAGACGGAGAUCACUAGACGACUCAUUAUGUAAUUGUGGCCGCGUGAACACAUCUGACAGUGACGAGUUACGUACUCAGGGCGAUGCAGGUCAACUGGAGGCCAAGAAAGAUCUGAUCAAGAUGACCUUGAGCUCCUCACUCAAUAUGUUUCUCAAUAUCCCAGGAAUGUGUCGAGCCAAAACCAUGGCCAUUAGGCCGCAGUCUCACAGUGCCGAAGCGAGUGGCCUCGGAUCUCCCGGCUUCCUGUCCCCUCGGGGAUCUCUCACUCCGAAGAGCAACAACUCCCCCUGCUCGUCCAACUGCUCCUCCAGAAAAAGUUCGUUCGGGGACCUUGGAGACAUAAAGGUUGGUCUACUCUAUAUGUCCGAGGCUGAGAAUGUGACGGUGAAGAUCAUCAAAGCAAGGAAUGUGGGGGGCAUCUUCAAGACUAGUCAAAAAGAACAAUUGAGAAUAUAUUGCAAGGUGUGUUUGGUACCUGGAAAACAGCAGAAACAGCAGACGCAAGAUGUCACCGGAUCACAGGAUCCAGUUUUCAAAGAAGCAUUUCUAUUCAAAGGUCUGACCCGUUCGAAUCUGGAGAAGUGUAAGGUGAGAGUGCGAGUGUACAACAAGUGCAGCCGACUGAAGAGGGACGAGUUCCUGGGAGAGGCUUCCUUCACUCUCGUCAACCUGCCAGACUCCGAGAUGCUCAAGACAUGGGCAGACCUCACUCCUAAAUCAGGAAUAGAGAAUCUAGGGUCUCUGACAGUGUCUCUGUGUCUGGAGAAGACUGCCGGCAUCCUCACAGCCAGUGUGAUCAAAGGGAAAGACCUGCCGCGGAACCUACUCACGGGAGCACCAGAUCCGUACGUGAAGGUGUUGGUGGUUCAGGAGUCACGUGCCGUGCUGAUGAAGAAAACUAAAGUGAGGCGGAAGACGACUUGUCCCGUGUUCAAAGAAGUGUUCACAUUCCAUGUGUCAACAACGUCUGAAGACAUAGCACACACUGCUGUAGAGUUCACCGUCUACGACAGGACACGCAUAUGGAGCGAUGACGUCAUAGGUCAGGUGAAGUUGGGCAGCAGUGCCACGGAGGAGGGGGAGAUGAGACACUGGGAGGACAUAGUAGAGAUGACGCCCCCUCAGCCCAUAACGGCCACACACGACAUCAUGGAGCCAGACGAGACCAUGUACUUGCCACAUCAGCCAGGCACCACAUAUCUGUAGAUUAAGACCAUAGUCCGUACAUGGUCCUUAGUGCAAAAUCAGAGCAUAUUCAUGGAAGCUGUAGCAAACGUGAAAAAGGAUGUCACAAAAUCAGCACCCUUCUUCCAUAAAUGGAAAUAUCUUUACCAAGUCACGAUUCCAAAUUAGUUUUUUGCUCAUCCAUUUUGUCUGGAAAACUAACGCAAAAGUUUUCAUCUGAAACUUUUGUGGUGCAAAUUUGGUCUGACCAAAAAAACUAUUCUUUUUCGAACACACCGGGACAUCAAACCAAAGGAUAAUCCAAGAAAGUGACAAAAGUUGCAAAGAUGAAACUAUUCAUACUGAAUUAUAUAACCAAAAAAAAACCAAAAAUGGUCGGAAAAUCAAAAUUAAACAGUACAAAAAUGUCCUUUUUUCUUGAAUACUAGCAAAUCGGCAACGCGUCUCUGUGAAUGUUUGGUGCAACCAAAGUCUUUUUCGCUCAUUAUAAUUGUGGACGCUAAAGUAAAUUUUUGUGAUCUACUUCAUCGUCAAGAAGAAGACUUUGAUAGACAAAGAGUCAUUUUCGACGAACGAAUAAAUAUCGAUGGUUUUUGGACGAAAUUUCUUCCAGUCACAGAGAAAGUCACGCGAUUCCAGGAACAAUUCAGAGCCAUGUAACUUGGAUUAAUUGUUUGAUUUGCGGUAAAUUGCACUAUUAAACUGAAAAAAAAACUGCUAUCAUUUCAGUCAGCCGUUUUCUUUAUGUUUUUCCCGCUUAUUGUGCUUAGCCAAAACCGAUAUUCAGUGUUUAUUUAUACAUCGCUCAUUUCUAAUUAA